This is a messenger RNA of Lathyrus sativus (Indian pea), 1227 nucleotides long. NCBI's taxonomy places the organism in Eukaryota, Viridiplantae, Streptophyta, Magnoliopsida, Fabales, Fabaceae. The record is from the annotation of a GenBank genome assembly.
AUGGCGGCUUGUCUUCAAACGCAUUUCCUCCAAACCAGACCCUCUCUCUUUCGCUUCUCCACAUCUUCCUCUAGACCAACUUCCCUAAGAUGUACUUGCUCCGCCGCCACCCCUUCUACCAAAAAAUCCUACAAAAUCACUCUCCUUCCCGGCGACGGCAUAGGUCCCGAAGUUGUUUCCGUCGCCAAAGACGUUCUUCUCCUCACCGGAUCCCUCCACGGGAUUAAGCUCGAAUUUCAAGAGAAGCUUUUGGGUGGAGCUGCAUUUGAGGCUACUGGAGUACCUUUACCUGAUGAUACCCUUUCUUUUGCUAAGCAAUCUGAUGCUAUUCUCCUUGGUGCCAUUGGAGGGUACAAAUGGGAUAAAAAUGAGAAACAUUUGAAGCCAGAGACUGGAUUGCUUCAGCUGCGAGAAGGGCUUCAAGUAUUUGCAAAUCUCCGACCGGCAACUGUGUUCCCGCAGUUAGUGGAUGCUUCAACUUUGAAGAGAGAGAUUGCUGAGGGGGUUGAUCUCAUGGUUGUACGGGAACUUACUGGAGGUAUCUAUUUUGGAAAACCCAGGGGCUUUGGUACCAAUGAACAUGGCCAAGAGAUUGGCUUUAAUACUGAGAUUUAUGCUGCACACGAGAUUGAUCGCAUUGCCCGUGUUGCGUUUAACAUUGCUCGGAAGCGUGGUGGGAAACUUUGCUCUGUUGACAAAGCUAAUGUACUAGAGGCAUCCAUGCUUUGGAGAAAAAGGGUCACAGCAUUAGCACAAGAAUAUCCUGAUGUUGAGCUCUCACACAUGUAUGUUGAUAAUGCCGCAAUGCAACUAAUUCGCUACCCAAAACAGUUUGACACUAUUGUAACAAACAACAUUUUUGGUGAUAUAUUAUCUGACGAGGCUUCAAUGAUCACCGGAAGUAUUGGGAUGCUUCCUUCUGCUAGCCUUGGCGAUUCGGGACCUGGACUUUUUGAACCUAUACACGGUUCUGCGCCUGAUAUUGCUGGGCAGGACAAGGCAAACCCAUUUGCUACUGUUCUUAGUGCUGCUAUGCUUUUGAAAUAUGGCCUUGGAGAAGUAGAGGCUGCUGAAAGAAUAGAGAGUGCAGUUCUGGAGACACUGAACAAGGGAUUUCGAACUGCUGACAUAUAUUCUGCUGGAACGAAGCUGGUAGGAUGCAAACAAUUAGGUGAAGAGAUACUCAAGUCGGUUGAAUCUCACGUUCCCGCCACUGCAGGAGUGUGA